Messenger RNA from Coffea eugenioides, 923 nucleotides. RefSeq lists its product as uncharacterized. The coding region runs from base 117 to 407 and encodes 96 amino acids. The record is from RefSeq and is a predicted model, not a curated record. The transcript is spliced from 3 exons. Lineage: Eukaryota; Viridiplantae; Streptophyta; Magnoliopsida; Gentianales; Rubiaceae.
UAAGCCGAUGAUCAGCUCAGAGCUUCGUCGUUCACAACGCGCUCGCUCGCUCAGCAUCAGCUCUCGACCUUCAGGGUGAAAUUUAGCAGAAAAGGAAAGGAGAAAAAGGGGAAAAGAUGAAGUUUAUAAUGGAAUUUGCUGAGAACUUAGUGCUGAGGAUGAUGGAGGAUCCAAAGGAAAGGGAUAGGAACUUCAGGGAGCACUUGUACCAUUUGAAAGACAGGUGCAACAAGACCAAGGAAAUGUGGAGCCUCCCUCUUCGUCCUUAUGGGUUUUGGACCUUCGAACGCCACAAUUCCCAGAUUUUCUGGGAUGCUCAGAUCAGCCAAGUUCCUGGCCGCCGUGAUCCUUAUGAUGACCUCCUCCAGGGUGCCUACAAUGCUGAUCCUACCUCCACCCAGAAAUAGGUGAGGGUAAACAUCAUGGGAAGUACGAAAGAGACAAAUUGAUCAAGAGCUUUGUUGAUUCUUGAUGCUUCUGUAGCGUCAACCAUAUUCAGACUUGUCAAUACUUUCCCAACUGCUUUAACUCCAAAUAAGGAUGUUCAAAUUGUAAUGUUGUUACUUCACAAGCUUGCUGUUUUUCCUUUUAAGUUUGCUGAUGACUGUCAAGUUGGACUCGUCAAGCCAUUGCCAGAGGCAACCAUGCCCUGAUGUGCUGCCGUGUUGCUACUAAUUAUUUGGUCGAACAUUUGCCUGAAUUCUGCAGAUGGUAAAUUGCAAAGGCACACUUUCGGGCAUUACGGUCUGCCUCCAGAGAUUCAGAUGGUCACGCACCAAUUCUAAUCUCUGUUAGCAUUUUAGUUCUAGAGAUAAGCAAUAAUCCAGUCUAUUGGCAUCCAAAUACUUCUAUCAGAAUAUUUGAGGGUGUGGAAUGUUGAUCCAAAAUGUAUGCAAAUGACGUCCGGGGAAUGGGCAUUUUGA